CGUUUUGUUGGUGGGCCUGUGAGGGUGACUCUUUCGACAACACCAAAGAACAACCUUGUACGUGUAGUGGUGUAGCAGGCUCGCUUUUGCAAGCACACGAUUCUGAAUCACCCACACUCUACUACACAAAGCCACAAUCCAACUACAGUGGAGCUUUCACGAGCCGCUUGACACCCACGACACGCAAACAACGAGCGUUCGCCGAGACGACCCAUUGUAUAAACGGACACGGGCUGCAAGCACAUUCUGAACCAAUAACUCUUCACUUGGACAAACACAGCCUACAUAUCCAACAUGUCUUCAGCACGUGGUCGCGGCGGCAAGUUCAACAAGGUCAAGCGCGGAGGCGGCAAGAAGUUUUCGCGCGACCUGCAACCGCUGAACGCCGAUGGCGAGGUAGUCGGCAUGUGGGGUGAGCAACCCGAACAGGUCGACGAAGAGGACUCUGAGGAGGAGGAAUCUUCAGAAGAAGAGUCGGGCGACGAGGAGGGAAAGCCUGCACAGGAAGAGUUGACACGUGAGCAGCGCCGUGAACUCGCAAAGAAGCGCAAGCAGGCUGCGAUAGCGAAGAAAUCGCAAAAGACACCCGAGGCUGGCGACAUGCCCACCGACUCUUCUGAGGAGGAGGAGGAUGACGACAUGCCCGCAAACCCAAACCAUACCGCCAAAGCCCGUACACAAGCCACCAAAGCACCCGUCGUCGACGAAGACGCUGAGCCCGCUGCCGCCAAGGGCAAGGGCAAGCAAAAAGACCUCUCUCAACUCUCCCGCCGGGAGCGCGAGGCCCUCCAGGCGCAAGCCAGCAAGGACCGAUACGACAAGCUACAUGCCGAAGGCAAGACGGAGCAGGCGCGCGCUGAUCUGGAGCGCUUAAAGCUGGUUCGCGAGCGCAGAGAGGCCGAGGCAGCGCGAAAAAAGGCCGAGGCCGAGGAGCGUGCUGAGCUGGAGAAGGAGAAGAAGGAGCUCAUGGAGCGCGAGGCCAGGAGACGGGAGCAGGCUCUGGGCAAGGCCAACCGCCUCGCAAAGGGCGGAAAGAAGAAGGCCUAGAUUUGGGUGUCAUGCCUGCAAGGACCGAGGCUCGCUUGACGGGAUCACGUGAUACGAUGAGUACAAGCAGAAGACGGCGUGGCAACAAUCAAGUAGCGUGCGUUAUGCUGAUUGGAAUAGACGAAUAUGAUGAGAAUGC
Messenger RNA from Exserohilum turcica Et28A, 1186 nucleotides. RefSeq lists its product as uncharacterized. NCBI's taxonomy places the organism in Eukaryota, Fungi, Ascomycota, Dothideomycetes, Pleosporales, Pleosporaceae. The transcript has 3 exons. Gene Ontology annotation, cellular component: cytosol. Gene Ontology annotation, molecular function: RNA binding. Bases 295 to 1047 code for a protein of 250 amino acids. The record is from RefSeq and is a predicted model, not a curated record.